Messenger RNA from Xenopus tropicalis (tropical clawed frog), 3241 nucleotides. RefSeq names its product general transcription factor II-I repeat domain-containing protein 2. The record is from RefSeq and is a predicted model, not a curated record. Bases 83 to 1876 code for a protein of 597 amino acids. The transcript has 2 exons. NCBI's taxonomy places the organism in Eukaryota, Metazoa, Chordata, Amphibia, Anura, Pipidae.
CCUUUUUUCGAUUCAAGAGGACAAUAUUUCGUCCCACUGUACUUAGUUACCAUCUUCCCUUGUAUGGUCCCAAUUAGAAGAAAUGAGCGCGCCAAAGCAUCGAAAGGUGGACAGCGAAAAUCGUUCUUUUAAAGAACGUUGGGAGUUGGAUUAUUUUUUUGUUAAAUGCAAUGGGAAACCACUAUGUUUAUUGUGUUCUCAGAUUCUGGCAGUCUGCAAAGAAUACAAUGUAAAGAGACAUUAUAUUUCUCUACACGAAAAAACAUAUUCCCAGUAUACUGGAGACCAUAGAAUGGCUAUACUGAAUGAAUUAAGGAGUAAACUGAAUAAGCAGGAGACUGUAACAAGCAUAGAAACUGCAACCGAUACUGCCGCACUGAAAGCAUCCUUUAUAAUCUGUGAGGAAAUUGUUAAAAGAAAACAAGCAUUUGACAGUGUAGAUGUUGUUAAGGAAUGUGCCGUUAAAAUGGCCAGAGUUUUUGGAAAUGAAGAAAUGGCAGCAAAAUUUGAUUCAAUUUCCCUUCAGCCCCAAACCGUUGCCCGGCGCGUUUCUGCCAUGCAUCAGCAGAUCACUCAAAAACUGCAUGCAAUUCUAAAAAAUUGCUGCUAUUUUUCCCUCGCUUUAGACGAGACCACGGAUUCCUGUGGAACAGAUCUUUUGGUUAUUUUUAUUCGUGCCAUCGAUGAUGGCUUUAAUAUUUCUGAAGAUAUUUUAAAAUGCGUUUCGUUACCCAAGACGGCAAAGGAAGAAGACCUUCUAAAUGAGGCUAAAAGUUCCCUCUUGGAAUAUGGGGGGUUUGAUAAAUGUACAAGUGUUAUGACUAAUGGUUCCAAAUCAAUGACUGCAAAAAGCCUUGGUCUUUCUGCAUUGUUAAGGAAAGAAGGUGCAGACUGCGUGGUGUUGCACUGCAUCAUGCACGAAGAGAUGUUGAUCGGGACUUUACUCAAGAUGUCGGAUGUUAUGGAGGUUGUCGUAAAGAUUUCAAAUUUUAUUCUAGAAAAGAGAGGUUUUAUAACAGCCGUAACAAAAAAGAAGUUCAAGACAUUCCUGGAUGAACUCAGUGCAGCUUAUGGUGACUUUGAUUCGCACAAAAAUGCUUAUUGGUCAAGCGCUGGACAAUGUCUGUUUAGAUUUUUUAGCCUGCGAAAGGAGAUUUAUCUGUUUUUGAAGGACACAAAUUACGACCCUAUCUUGACAGAAAGUCUAUGCAAUGAGGACUUUCUCAGUUCUCUUGCGUUCUUAACAGACCUCACACACUAUUUACAUUCCCUGAAGAAAAAUAUUGAAGCCAAGGACCAACUUAUCACACAGCUGUACACUCACGUUUCCGUGUUUAGCAACAAACUCAUGCUGCUGAAACUCAACCUGAUAAGCAACGACUUAACGUACUUUGAGUCUUGUAACGAACUCUACAGGGAGUAUGAAGAAUGCAAUAUUUUUUUAGACUUUAGCAAGUUUGUGGAAAAAAUAGAAGUCCUGAUUGAAAAUUUCAAUCUAAGAUUCCAGGAUUUCAGCAAAAUCAAUUCUUGCUUCAAACUGUAUAAUAAUCCACUUACGACAGAUAUAAUAAGUGAAAGGAUGGAGUAUCACAUGGAAUUGUGCGACCUACAGGCAGACCUGUUCUUUGCUACGAGGGAAGAACUAGGAGUGCCCUUUUUCAGACUUCUUCCUAAGGAAAAAUACCGUAACCUUAGGGAUUUGGCACUCAAAAUGACUUCUAUGUUUGGCAGUACCUACAUAUGUGAGAGGGCAUUUUCAGAGUUAAAUCACCUAAAGUCAAACUACAGAAACAGUAUUUCAAACCGCACAUUACAAGAGAUUUUGCAUCUUUCUAUAACCAACAUCAACUUGAACUUUGAUGAACUUGUAUUAUAGGCAGGUAUUACAGGUUUGUUUCCUGUGCCAAGCCAGAAACGUGUAGCUCUCAGUCCUUUAAAGCUAUUUGCACUGUAGGGGGCAUUUAAGUAUUGCAGAUAUUAGAUGGGCAAGUGCUAUUGGCAGAAAUCAUAUAUAAGCAAAUCAAUUCUAAUUUUUUUUUUCAAGAAAGCCAGAGACAGAAUUGACCAAGAGAUUUCUUGAAAACUGUUUGUUCGAUGGUUCCACAAAUUGUUCGAACUUGGAAAAUAUCAUCCAUUCCUUUACCUGCUGUAGUACACUUAGCAGCAAUAGUGUGUGUAUGUUCUCCCCUGUAAAUGCAGUUACUAACCUUAUAUCCUGGUGCUGGGUCACUGUUUUAAAAAAAAUCACCCUAGGGUACUUUUCUUCAGAAUAUGGGGAUGCCAUUUUGGCUGCAAGGCCAAGGCACCACCUAGGACUAUGGGAAAGUGAUCAAUACCAGCCUCUGUAUAAAAAUACACCAUGUUUGUUUCUUAAAGUGGUGCAUCUGCAGAUACGAGUGUAUGUUAUUGGAGGAGGGGUUGUUCAAUGACAAUGUGCCCUGGUCUUUUUGUGCUUUGAUUUUAAAUUGUUGGAAAGGGAGUUAUCAGCUGGACAACAAUGCAGAAGUCAAUUGGAAAAGUGCGUUGCUAGGGCUGUGUGAAAUCAUAGUAGGGAAAAUACUGAUUUCUUUCAACCAUAAACUCUUCUUGAAAAGCAGAUGACAAGUAUCUAUGCCCUGAGUGUCCUAAUUUAUUCUCCACCCAUUCAUGUGUGCCUUCCAUAGUGGGUGGUGCACAGAUUCUCUAGAAAGCAGAGUUCCAGAAUCUCUUCACGAUAGAACAAGGUGAUGGAGUGGUUGCACGACACUAAGAGCCUGUGAUACCAUGAUAAUCUGUGAUUUCUAGAAUAGGAAACUGAUCAUAAAGAUCAUAGACAGAUUAUCAUGGUCUGCGUAAUUAGAUUUGUUUGGGUAAAAAUAUGUAUGUUUUUUUUUUUUUUUGGCAGUUUGGAUAGCCCAACUUGAAUGAGCUUGUAACAAUUGGGGGCUAUAUUUUUCUUUUAAUGAUCACUGUUUAUGGGGUUAGUUUGUCUACUCUCCCCACUUUUGAGCCGUGCAGUGACUCCAAAUAGGUGGCAUAUUGCGUGGCUUCAUUUCACACAUUUUCUUAUUUAUUCUCUGCUGGGUAAUCCAAAGAGGUAAUUUUUGUUGUUUUUCUGUUUGAACUAGGUGUUUCUCUACAUGGUUCUAAAUUCACAUUGAAGCAAUAAGAAACCAUUUGAUUAGGAACAUAAACUCCCCGGUCAGAGUGAAACUGCCUGGAAUUAGGCCUAAUUUUGUGAGGUUUUGAAAAUGAUAAAGAA